Molecule: messenger RNA, 1061 nt
Organism: Octopus bimaculoides (California two-spot octopus)
Lineage: Eukaryota; Metazoa; Mollusca; Cephalopoda; Octopoda; Octopodidae
Source: RefSeq, a predicted model, not a curated record
GAAGAAGAGGGAAAGAAAAAGUAAAAACAAAAUAAUAUACAUACAUAUAUAUAUGUGUGUGUGUGUGUGUGUGAAAAUAAAAAUAAAAAACAGUCGGGGUGUAUAAUGAACGAGAAGUGAUAUUAAUUGUGUGUGGUUACACCCUGUUAUUCUCCAUCAUCAUAAUUAUAAAUGCCUGAAGAAGCUUGAUAAGUUUUAUAUAUUCCAUAGAAGCUGGUAUAAAAGCAAUUGAAUCAACAACUGAUACAUAGUGUUCAUUAUUGUCACUCUGACAAAACAACAGGGUUCUCUCUCUCUGUAUAUAUAUAUAUACAUACAUAUAUAUUUAUAUAUCAUAUAAUAAAAAAUAAUAACUAUGGAACAAUUUCUUGGAAAAUGGGUGGAAAUCAAAGAAGAUGUGGAAACCAAGCGCAAAUUUAUGGAGACACUGGACUUUCCGAAGGAAGUAAUUGAUAAAAAGAUGUCCAAUACAGGUUUUCUGGAAACUGUAAAAGAUGGUGAUCUGUUUAAAAUGACUACAGGCUUUGUCGACGAUCCUGCUUACAAUAAAUCCUAUCAUUUUAAGAUGAAUGAAACCUUCUCUGAUACAGAUUUUUAUGGACAAAAAUUUACGUUGGUUUGUAAAGUUGAAGGUAACAAAUGGUAUGAUAAAUUGACUGAAUCUUAUAAUCGAGCAGAAAUUGAGAAUGUCCGAGAAGUUGUGGGAGACACAAUGGUUGUGACAACAUCUUGUGAUGGGACAUCAGUGGUUUCAAAAUUCAAAAGAGGAUAAGAAUUAAGGAGAAAAUGAAAUUGGAAAAAAACAUUUGCAAACACCAACAUAGUGUAGAAAUUUCGAAUUGGACAGUUAACUAAAAUAAUCCAAAAUCCAAGUAUUUUAUUGACACAUAUUCCAAUAAUCCAGAAAAAUGAACGACAAAACCAGAUCUGGCAGGAUUUAAACUGGAAAGAGAAAAUAAUGGAAUAAAAUACUGCAAGACCAUUUUGUUUGCUGUUUUGUUGAUUCUAAAAACAAAUCAACAUCAUGUCACUUUGAAUAAAAGAAGCAAUUAAAUUGUGAA